AGACAUAUUAAACUGGAAAAGGGAUGUCGAAGGAUGUUUAGAACACUUUAUUAAUAACCUCUCUGUUAGUUCAGUACCUCUUGUGUCUCAUGAAUAUUCCCACAUCUCAGAACGACUGGAAAGUUUACAGAAGAUUCGCAUUAAAUAUGAUCUAGAGUCUAGGAGGGUAUAUGUCGUCGGCGAACGUGAGUUUGUUGGGAUAGCAAUCAUGGAAAUAAAGAAAUUGUUAAGUGCCGACUUAUCUCAGGAAAAACAGAAACAAAUCAAGUUAUCGUGUUCCGAAACCUUUCUUCUGAUGAGUUCUGACAUCGAGAAAGAAAUUACAAAACAAGUGAAAAAUAUAAAAGUAACAUUAAACUUGGCAGGAAAUGAAAUUCGUUUGUUCGGAAAUGAAGAGGCUUUGCAUUCUGCCUGUUCGAUUAUUUCCAACGAACGAUAUGGCAUCAAAGAGAGACUUGUUAGUAGCUUGUCCCCUGAACAACGAUAUCUAAUUGGACUCCCAAGCACCAAAAGGAUUCUAUGUCAAAAAAUCAAGGCUUCAAAUGCCCAGUGUUAUAUUGACACUUCAACAGCUGAUACAGUCAAGUUAUUUGCAUUCACAGAAAAUGAUUUAAAUAAAUCUGAGAAUCUUCUUGAAACAACAAUAAUUGUUAAGGACAUUGAUAUCCAUGGUGAUUUUGAGGGCUCAAUAAGUCCAAAGGAGUAUGGUUCGUUGUUUAGACAAACAGAGAGCAAGUUUGAUGGUCUGGUGAAAAUUGAAUACGUCCCAGAGAAGUUCGCAGUCAGGAUUGUAUGUGUCGUGGAUCACAUUGAAGCCGUUAGGAAGGAGGUUGAAAUAAUUCUCUCCAGGAGCCAAAUGUUUGAAGUGGUGGAUCUAUACAGACCCUGUUUAUUUAGACAUCUGUUAAAGACAAGAACGGAUGACAUGAAAGCCCUUUCACAGAAAAGCAAUGUUGUUUCUUUGACAAACUCCAAACUUUGUGCACUGAGGGUUAAAGGCAAAUGUAAGGCUGUUUCACAUUUCCGGGAUCAAGUUGCAGACGUUGUGAAAUCCAUUGCAUGGAAGCGACAUCACGUGCCAAUACCCUCAAAGUAUAGGGAAAGUUUUACUGAUAUGUGUUUGGCAUUAGAGACUAAGACUGAAUGUAAAAUAGACGUUGUCAGCCAAAAAUGUAUAACAAACAUUGAAUCGAUAGAUAGAAAGAUAAUUGUAAUGGCAGGAAGUCUUAAAUACAUUGAAUGUGACGCCAUGGUUGUGUAUGCAAAUACAGAACACAAGCCUAAGGGUAGACAGUCAAAGCUGGUAUAUCAAGCAGGUGGAAAGUUGCUUUUGAGGGAAUGUAGAGAGAAGAAAUCAGAAGCCGGUGAGCUGGAGGAGUGGACAGUUGUGUCAACAGGGGCCGGAAACUUGAGGAACUGUUUGUCUUUGUUACACGUUAUAACUCCAAAUGCGUGGUCUCAAGUCCCACUAGAGUCUUUGAAGACAGUUUAUCAACUCUGUCUUAGUACGACGGAGAAACAUCGAUUCCGGUCCAUAGCUUUGACCUGUGUUGAUGGACUAUCAAUCAUUCAACAAGUGAAAGCCUUGAUUAGCUCAAUUAAAACGUACUUUGAAUGUUUUCCCGAGAGUGGAAUAAGAACCAUCGUAUUUUGUGACCACAGAAUGUCUGCAAAUUCUUUUCUGGAUGAGUUCCUGACGUCAACACCGUCAUGGAACUGUAUUGUAGAGAGUCAUUUAAAGAACAACGUUUCUUCGUGGUUUGUUAAAUCAGGUUGUGAAUGGAAGAAGACCCUAAAUAUAAAUCAGUCGUCAUCGUUUAAAUUCAAUGUUGGAGACAUUACUGUUUGUGGAAUGUUAGGGGACAUAACGGAUACCAGGGUGGAUGCUAUUGUCAACAGCUCUAACAAAUUCCUGGACCUGACCAAAGGUGCGGUGUCUCAAAACAUUUUAAUCAAAGGUGGAACCAUACUGGAAAAUGAACUUAAAUCAACAGAAAAACGUCGUGAGAUCGAUAAGCAAGGUUUGGCUGUAACUACCUCCGGUGACCCUUCACAGAUCCCCUGUUUGUUUAUAUUUCACGUGGAUUCCGUUUCCGUCAGUAGAUCUUUUAAAGUGACUGUUGCUUGGAAAAAGAUGGUUCUUAAAUGUUUACAAAAAGCAGAAGAAAUGAAAUUGUCAAGCCUAGCAUUUCCUGCACUGGGAACAGGGACUUUACAUGGAAACAUAAGGACGACAUCGCAGUUCAUGUUGGAGGCUCUAGAAGAAUUUGUCAAAAGAGGACCCAUUCACCUAAACCAAGUCUUCGUCAUAGUUCUGGAUCAGUCCGUGUUGGUGGAGUUACAUGAUGCAAUGCGUGAUCGAUACAUUGAUAACCUGAGGUUAUGGAACCCUGAAUACGAGGGAGAAAUGACAGGUGAAGUCCUGAUUUGUGGAGAAUCGGAGGAUAUUGUAGACAGAGCGGCACAAACCAUAAACACAACACUGUUUGCUAUCCCCACCAACACGUGAUGUAACAUUUAACCAAUUAACGCAGAAUCAUUCGCCUUCCACAACAACACGUGAUGUAACAUUUAACCAAUUAACGCAGAAUUAUUCACCAUCCACAAUAACAUGUGAUAUAACAUUCAACCAACUAACGCAGAAUCAUUGUCUUUCACGCCUACAGGUGAUGUAGCAUUAAUAUUCUACCAAUUAACGAAGAAUCAUUCGCCAUCCGCAACAACACGUGAUGUAGCAUUCAACCAAUUAAAACAGAAUCAUUCGCCAUCGACAACAACACGAGAUGUAGCAUUCAACCAAUUAAAACAGAAUCAUUCGCCAUCCACAACAACACGUAACGAAGCAUUUAACUGACUAACUCAGAGUCAUUCGCCAUCCUCACUAACACGUGUUGAAGCAUUCAACGAGUAAUUCAUUCAGAAUUAUUCAGCCAUCCACAACAACACGUGAUGUAGCCACUUAACGCAGAAUCUUUCGCCAUUCAAACCAACACGUGAUGUACAAUGUAGCAUUCAACAAAUUCAACAAAGUAACGCAGAAUCAUUGGCCAUUCUCACCAACACGUGAUGUAGCAUUCAACAAAUUAACGCAGAAUCAUUCGCUAUCCUCACCAACACAUGACAUGGCAUUAUUUAAUCUCAAUUAUGCAGCUAUCAUCACGUGACACAGUACUGCGACAUCCAUAUGGAUGUUUGACAUAAGCUUACAAAAUUCAUGAACAAGGCAAUUAGAUCAAAUGUAAGAUACAGUAAUUGUCUGAUGUAUUUUCUUUCGUUCUGUUUUGAGGUAGGAUUCUUCUCUGGUUUCUGACUAGAUGGAAUAUUCAAAGUAUAUUUGUUGAUAUGUCUGAUAUAUUUAGAUGUAAGAGAUUUAAGAGACCAUAUUUUUCUUUCCUCAUCACAAUUAUACAACUUUAAAUAGAAAUGAUAAACUGCGUUUGAAAACUAGCAGGGACUAUAUUUUUGGCGGAAUGGUGGCGUAUGAAAAUAUCUUCUUUUCUGCCUCUCAGAAUAAUUAUAGAACAUUGAAUUUAGUUAUAAUUUUUACGCAAUAAAAGACUAGACGAAAUUUUCAAAUGUAAGUUAAAUUUAUAAUAAGGGACUAAAGUUUCAAAAUAUAUCAAAUAAUAAGAUUUUUCACACAUACUAGAACUAUGUUGGCUUUAAAUGCUUCAAUUUUUACAAAAAUCCGUAAAAAGUGUUAUUUCUCUCUUAGUAAACGAUCAAAACUAUUAGUUUUUGUAUCAUUUUGUACCUUUAUGUGACAAUUUUACUAUAUGUGAAAAUUAGAAAAAGUUAAAUGUAGGAAGCAUAUAAAAAUAACUAAUAAAUCCGAAAAAUUUAAGAAAAGUAGAGGAAAUUCGGAUUAGCAAUUAUCUAUCUUAUUUAAAUUAUCCAUGUCAAUUUGGUAAUAUCAUCUAAUAGGCCGUAUAUGGUAGUAUCUUUUUAUGCAAAAAGAAAAACAUUCAACAUGAUUGGAAACAGUAAUUUUUUUAUUUUUGAUGUCCAGGAAAAAGGUAAUGAACUUGACCUGACCUCGCCUCUAAUAUUUAACUGUCAAAUUUAAUCUCACUGAAACCAUCACUUAGUGAUAUUGUCCUCUUGAUUCUGUGAAAAUUUCAUUAAUUUUUAAAUACAAGAAAUGUGAGAAGAAUCCUACCUUAAAUAUUAUUCUGUGACAUAGAAUACACCAAACUACCUUUUUGCUAUUUAGUCUUUGUCAAUCCCUGAUUUUUAUUUACUAUAUUAAAAUGCUGUCAUUUUCA
Saccostrea cuccullata (small rock oyster) is the source of this 4265-nucleotide messenger RNA. RefSeq names its product protein mono-ADP-ribosyltransferase PARP14-like. NCBI's taxonomy places the organism in Eukaryota, Metazoa, Mollusca, Bivalvia, Ostreida, Ostreidae. The annotation marks the transcript as partial. Gene Ontology annotation, biological process: protein poly-ADP-ribosylation; negative regulation of gene expression. The record is from RefSeq and is a predicted model, not a curated record. Gene Ontology annotation, cellular component: nucleus; cytoplasm. The transcript is spliced from 7 exons. Gene Ontology annotation, molecular function: NAD+-protein mono-ADP-ribosyltransferase activity; transcription corepressor activity; NAD+ poly-ADP-ribosyltransferase activity.